AUGGACUUGUUCAUUUUAUGGAGUCCGGAUUGUGGACCUGGUUUAUUGGAAGCGGCGCGAGAGCUGGAGUAUGAGGCGGUGGGUUGGACAGUGUAUGUGCAGGAGCCGGGGUUGUUGGCAAAGCGACCGCCUACAUUGCCGACCUGGGUCCCGAUACGAAGACCAUCUGUUCGUCGGCGAUUGUUGGACCCUGCGGACCUGGCUACUUUGGACUUGGUGCUGUCGCCACCGGGAACGUCGCCACCGGGAACGUCGUCAUCGGGAACGUCGUCAUCGGGAACGUCGUCAUCGGGAACGUCGUCAUCGGGAACGUCGUCGGGACCUUUAGCUUCACCACCAGUGCAAUUGCGUCGGUUCCAUGCAGUCUUAGCGAGUCCGGGUGAAUGGACGCCUGUUCAGGCGUACCUGAAGAAGCAGAAGACGAAAGUUUGGGACUUGGUUAGCGUGUGUGUUUCGAAUGAGGCUACAUUCACACACUUGGUCAACUUGCCAAGCAACGUCAUCGACAUUAUACAGUUCGAUGUGUAUGCCGCAGGAUUUGUACCUCGUCGUGGCCUUCUGGCUUUAGCUGCGGCCAAAGGCAUAUACUUCGAAAUUUGUCUUGAUAAGGCACUCAUGAGUGCCAGCAUGGCAGCGGACCUUUUCAAAAACGUGCUCGCUGUCACUAGACAUCUCCCACGCCAAAAUGUCCUCCUCUCUUCUGGCGCUGCAAACCCACUACUCAUGCGCGCACCACAAGACCUCUUCGCCAUCGCCCAAAUCCUCUUCGACAAACACGCCCGCAACAUCGUCUACCAGAACCCCUCCCGUUGUUUGCACACUGCUGCCGCACGCAAACUACCCGGCGCCGGCAUACUCUUGCCGCCCAAGUAA
Molecule: messenger RNA, 873 nt
Organism: Gregarina niphandrodes
Lineage: Eukaryota; Apicomplexa; Conoidasida; Eugregarinorida; Gregarinidae
Product: RNase P subunit p30
Exons: 1
Coding region: 1-873 (290 amino acids)
Biological process (GO): tRNA processing
Cellular component (GO): nucleolar ribonuclease P complex
Molecular function (GO): RNA binding
Source: RefSeq, a predicted model, not a curated record